AUGGAUGUACCUGAACAACACUUGCGCUCUUCUUGGCUUUGCAUCUCCUAUGUACGUGAGGCUAGUCUGCUUCGUGACAGCCUGGGGGCUCGUGGCUUGUGCCAACGUUUGACUGGCAUCCGUAUCAAGUGUGUACUAGAUUGGGCAUCUGUCGAGGGCGAGGGAAAGCAGGGCCGACGGACUGGAAGAGGCAAGGCGCAUAUUGAGGGCUGGAAUAUACUCAAGCGCUACGGGUAUGGAGAAGCGGAGUCUGUGACGCUCGACUGCCAGGACGUCGGCGCUGGCUCGAUGGGCGGGAGAUGGACUGGCAGCGGCCAAGGUUUUCGGCUCUUGGCUGCUCGGAAAUUGGCCUCUCCCCUACGCACCCACACUCGCCUUUGGAUCUUCAGGAACGCGAGGGCUGCGGGCCAACAAAGCCGGGGACACGAGCGGAGGCUCUGUUGUUGGCCAGGCGUGCGGCCAGGGCUGAGAAGGCGGCUAGGCGGCGGUUGCGGCAAUAGUCGUGGAGAGAUGAGCAAUUCGGAGCAAAACGAAUGCUUGUGGAGAGCGAUGCAGGUGGAGAGGCAUGGGCCAGGCGAGGAAAAAGGAGACGACGGCAAGAUGACGCACUGA
Molecule: messenger RNA, 612 nt
Organism: Bipolaris oryzae ATCC 44560
Lineage: Eukaryota; Fungi; Ascomycota; Dothideomycetes; Pleosporales; Pleosporaceae
Exons: 3
Coding region: 1-612 (203 amino acids)
Source: RefSeq, a predicted model, not a curated record